Molecule: messenger RNA, 1715 nt
Organism: Diatraea saccharalis (sugarcane borer)
Lineage: Eukaryota; Metazoa; Arthropoda; Insecta; Lepidoptera; Crambidae
Source: the annotation of a GenBank genome assembly
AAUCGUGAACAAGUUGUCUCUUGUACCGGACUUGUGUGCUUUUAAUAUAGAUUUCGAAUGUUUCGAUUUCUAUGGACAUUAUUAUUAAAUUGAAACUUCUUGGAGUGGUGUUCAAAACUUUUUAGAAUCCGAUAAUGUUAGCGAAUCAUAUGAAACUUUUCUUCUUAGUCUCUUUAGGUGCGCUGUUAGUAGCAAUAAUAUUGGCAGCAUGGGGAUUCCCAAAGAUUGUUAGCAAACAAAUACAGAAGAAUAUCCAGCUAGACAAUACAUCGGUUAUGUUCGAGAAAUGGCGGAAGUUGCCGAUGCCGCUCGACUUCAAAGUCUACGUGUUCAAUGUGACCAACCCUGAAGAAGUCAACAAUGGCGCCAAGCCGAUACUGGCUGAGGUUGGGCCCUACGUGUAUAAAGAGUACCGCGAAAGGACGGUACUUGGUUACGGGGAUAACGACACCAUAAGGUAUUCUUUGAAGAAGAACUUCAUAUUUGACGACACCGAGUCAGGAGCACUCACUGAAGACGAUGAACUCACUGUCAUCAAUUUCUCCUACAUGGCCGCCAUACUAUCGGUGCAAGAAAUGAUGCCGAGCCUCACCGGAAUGAUAAACCAAGCCCUGGAGGAGUUCUUCUCCGAACUGAGAGAUCCGUUCCUCAGGGUCAAAGUCCGUGAUUUAUUUUUUGAUGGUAUCUACGUCAACUGCGCAGGCAACCACUCGGCUUUAGGUUUGAUUUGUGGAAAGCUUAGGACUGAAGCGCCACCUACUAUGCGACCGUCUGAAGAUGGAAAAGGGUUCUAUUUCUCCAUGUUUUCACACAUGAACCGCACCGAGUCCGGUCCGUAUGAUAUGGUCCGUGGUACGGAGGACGUCAACGAGCUGGGUCACAUAGUCGCGUACAAGGGCAAAUCGUUCAUGCCACACUGGGGCGGGGACAAGUACUGUGGACAACUCAACGGCUCUGAUGCCUCUAUUUUCCCGCCCAUAGAUGAGAACAACGUACCAAAGAGAUUGUAUAUUUUCGAACCGGAGGUCUGCAGAUCAAUGUUCGCCAGUUUUGUAGAGAAAACAACAAUAUUCAACAUGACCGCAUAUCACUAUGCGAUAUCCAGAGAUGUUUUGGCAGCGAAGAGCGCGAACCCUGAAAACAAAUGCUUCUGUAAAAAAAAUUGGAGCGCCAACCACGAUGGAUGUUUGUUAAUGGGUGUUCUGAACCUGAUGCCUUGUCAGGAUGCUCCGGCCAUCGCCUCCUUACCACACUUCUACCUCGCCUCUGAAGAACUACUCGAAUACUUCGGCGGAGGAAUCAACCCAGAUAAGGAGAAGCAUGACACGUAUAUCUUUCUUGACCCGGUCACAGGUGUGGUUUUGAAGGGGUUGCGCAGACUGCAGUUUAAUAUCGAACUAAGGAAGAUCGAAUCGGUUCCGCAGUUAGCGAAUGUACGAACUGGUUUGUUCCCGUUACUGUGGCUCGAAGAGGGCGCCACGUUGCCCGAUUCAGUAGUGGACGAGCUGAAGGGUUCCCACAAAUUGCUCAGUUACGUGGAGGCGGCACGCUGGAUCCUGCUCGUGAUGUCGCUGGUGGCGACGACAGUGAGCGCUGUGGCGCUGGCGAGGUCCGGCGCGCUGCCCAUGUGGCCGAGGAACAGCAACUCCGUUAGUUUCAUUCUGAAUCCCAACCCUCCCGUUAUAGAUGUUAAUAAAGUCCAUUAGAAAUUGUUC